Molecule: messenger RNA, 282 nt
Organism: Rotaria sordida
Lineage: Eukaryota; Metazoa; Rotifera; Eurotatoria; Philodinida; Philodinidae
Source: the annotation of a GenBank genome assembly
AUGCAACCAAUUAAUAUUCUUCUAAUGUUUAUUUUUGGUUAUUUAACAUUAUUAGCUAUGACUUGUGCUCUUUCGGAACAACAAUAUCAUAUUGUCAAUAUGCGAAUGAAACGAGCAUUAGCAAACAAACGCUUCUAUGAUUUUGGUUCACGAUCAAUUAAUAUUAAUGAUGACAGUACACGAGAUUCAAAUGAUGAAUUUGAUCGUAUUCAACGAUUUUAUGAUUUUGGUACACGAAAACGUUUCUAUGAUUUCGGAUCCAAGAAACGUUCGAAUGAAUAA